Molecule: messenger RNA, 717 nt
Organism: Gloeophyllum trabeum ATCC 11539
Lineage: Eukaryota; Fungi; Basidiomycota; Agaricomycetes; Gloeophyllales; Gloeophyllaceae
Exons: 2
Coding region: 1-717 (238 amino acids)
Source: RefSeq, a predicted model, not a curated record
AUGGACUCCAUGAACAGCAGCCCUAUGGAAACUCUGGCGAUUGACUCGGUUGGGCUAGAGAGUCGGUCGUGGACAGAGGUUUCUGCUGGGCUCCGCCUCCCGCACCUCACCAAACUGGUCCUUUCCGUACCCGAAUUCGACUUCAGGGAUCUCCUCGCUUUCUUGUCUAGGCAAUCUGCACUCGAGGACCUAACUCUACUUGAUAGUCCAGCGAACCUGGGCGGCAACGUGUCUGGUCUCGCUCUCCCUAAGCUCCGGACCCUAACUUGCCCCCCGAGAACGCUUGUCGCUAUCCUGGCAAGUUCCAUAGCGGUCCCAAAAUCAUGCGCAAUAGCUAUCCGCCCGGAAGAGAGGCAGAAUACUAUCUGUCUCAGAGACUGGACGUACGCGCUUCGUGCCAUUGGGACGCGGCAGUUCGCCAAUGAUAUUAGCAUCGCCCUGAUCUUGGGGACGGCUGACUGCGCCUUCCCGGCGCAAGGACAGGCGUGUGCUGUCGGAGCGCUCGAACAAGUCGAGGACAUCAUUAUUGACGUACGACACAGCGAACAUCUCCAGCACAAUGUUCCGGAUUAUCUCCGGACGUGGCUUUCAUCCUCGACAUUACCAAAUUGUGGGCUUGUCAUAAUUCAGUCGCAGCGCAAGAGAAGGCCCAGUAGAUUGUACCAUUACAUCAUGGAUAAAUUUCCAUCGCCUGACGUGGAUGUGAUGGAAGAGUAG